Molecule: messenger RNA, 10587 nt
Organism: Chelonoidis abingdonii (Abingdon island giant tortoise)
Lineage: Eukaryota; Metazoa; Chordata; Testudines; Testudinidae
Gene: CELSR1
Product: cadherin EGF LAG seven-pass G-type receptor 1
Biological process (GO): G protein-coupled receptor signaling pathway; homophilic cell-cell adhesion; cell surface receptor signaling pathway
Cellular component (GO): plasma membrane
Molecular function (GO): G protein-coupled receptor activity; calcium ion binding
Source: RefSeq, a predicted model, not a curated record
CCCACCCUUCAGCUGGGGCCCCAGGGAUUGUGGUCAGAGGAGCAGAGUGGCUGGGAUCCUUCUCUCCAGGGGCCGCGGAGGAGGAGAAGUGUGAACAGCCCUCCGCAGUUCCAGCUGCCCAGCUACCAGGUGUCCAUCCCCGAGAAUGAGCCUGCGGGUACCCGGGUGAUAGCCCUGCGGGCCCAGGACCCAGACGAGGGGGAGGCAGGCCGGCUGGUGUACUCCAUGGAGGCGCUCUUCGACGAGCGUUCCAAUGACUACUUCUCCAUCGACCCAGAGACGGGCAGUGUGGUCACUACACGCAGCCUGGACCGUGAGACCAAGGACACCCACGUGCUGAAGGUGACUGCAACUGACCAGGGCUCCCCCCGCCGCCGCUCAGCCACCACCUACUUGACUGUGACUGUGAGUGACACCAAUGACCAUGGGCCAGUGUUCGAGCAGCCUGUGUACCGCGAGACCAUCCGGGAGAACCUGGAGGUGGGUUACGAGGUGCUGACUAUCCGUGCCACGGAUGGGGAUGCCCCGGCCAAUGCCAACAUGCUUUACCGCCUGCUGGAGCCAGGUGCUGGGGAUGGUGUCUUUGAGAUCGACCCUCGCUCUGGAGUAGUGAGGACCCGUGCCCCUGUGGAUCGUGAGGAGGUCUCUGAGUACCACCUGGUGGUAGAAGCCAAUGACCAAGGAAAGGAACCAGGUCCCCGUAGUGCCACAGCUACAGUACACAUCACUGUGGAGGAUGAGAAUGACAACUACCCACAGUUCAGUGAAAAGCGCUACUUGGUUCAGGUGCCAGAGGAUGCCCCGGUGAACAGCCAAGUGCUGCAGGUGCAAGCAACUGACCGGGACAGGGGCAGCAAUGCCCAGGUGCACUACAGCAUUGUGAGUGGCAACCUCAAAGGCCAAUUCUAUAUCCACUCUUUCUCAGGUGCCAUUGACCUGAUCAAUCCUCUGGACUAUGAGACCAUCCGUGAGUACACACUGAGAAUCAAAGCCCAGGAUGGGGGCAGGCCCCCUCUGAUUAACUCUAGUGGGAUGGUAUCUGUGCAAGUGGUGGAUGUGAAUGACAAUGCCCCUAUUUUUGUCAGCACCCCCUUCCAGGCCACAGUGCUGGAGAACGUGCCGCUGGGCUACUCUGUGCUGCACGUUCAGGCAGUGGAUGCUGAUUCUGGAGACAAUGCCCGUCUGGAAUACAAACUUAUAGACUUGUCUCCAUCUCCUGGUGUGGGGUCCCCAGGUGGAGAGACUGGGUUCCCAUUCCAGAUCAAUAACAGCACUGGUUGGAUUACAGUUUCGGCUGAGUUGGACCGAGAGACUGUGGAGAACUAUCACUUUGGGGUAGAGGCUAGGGACCAUGGAGUGCCUGUCAUGACUUCCUCAGCCAGUGUGUCCGUCACGGUCCUCGAUGUCAAUGAUAACAACCCGACUUUCACUGAGAAGGUCUAUCAGCUCAGGCUGAAUGAGGAUGCGGCAGUGGGCAGCAGUGUCCUGACUCUGAUAGCAGUGGACAGGGACAUUAACAGUGUAGUGACCUACCAGAUCACCAGUGGCAACACUAGGAACCGCUUUGCCAUCACCAGUCAGAGUGGGGGUGGGCUGAUCACCCUUGCCUUGCCCCUGGAUUACAAGCAGGAGAGGCAGUAUGUGCUGACAGUUACUGCGUCAGAUGGCACACUCUUUGAUACUGUCCAGGUCUUCAUCAAUGUCACCGAUGCCAACACACACCGCCCAGUCUUCCAGAGCUCCCAUUACACGGUGAGCGUCAGUGAGGACAAGCCCAUUGGCACUUCUAUUGUGACCAUCAGUGCCACCGAUGAAGACACAGGGGAAAAUGCCAGGAUCACAUACAUUUUGGAGGAUAACAUUCCUCAAUUCCGCAUUGACCUGGACACGGGCACUAUCACCACCCUGAUGGAGCUAGACUAUGAGGACCAAGCCUCUUACACAUUGGCCAUUACAGCUCGUGACAAUGGGAUCCCUCAGAAAUCUGAUACCACCUACGUGGAGAUCCUCAUCCUGGAUGCCAAUGACAAUGCCCCCCGCUUCCUGCGUGACCGUUACCAGGGCUCGGUCUUUGAGGAUGUGCCACUCUCCACCAGCGUCCUUCAGCUGUCUGCCAACGACCGUGACUCAGGCCUCAAUGGCCGCCUCCUUUACACCUUCCAGGGUGGUGAUGAUGGCGAUGGAGACUUUUACAUCGAGCCCACUUCUGGAGUGAUACGCACGCUGCGCAAGCUGGAUCGUGAGAAUGUGGCUGUCUACAGCCUGCGGGCCUUUGCCAUGGACAGAGGCAGCCCACCUCUCAAAGCCUCUGUGGAUAUUCAGGUCACUGUGCUAGACAUCAACGACAACCCGCCUGUCUUUGAACAGGAUGAGUUUGAUAUCUUUGUGGAGGAGAACAGCCCAGUGGGCUCCAUCGUGGCACGGAUCAGUGCGGCUGACCCAGACGAAGGAACCAAUGCACAAAUCAUGUACCAGAUUGUGGAGGGUAACAUCCCUGAAGUCUUCCAGCUUGACCUGCUCAAUGGUGACCUCACAGCCCUGAUGGAUCUGGAUUAUGAGAGCCGGACGGAAUAUGUGAUUGUGGUGCAGGCCACCUCAGCACCUCUUGUCAGCCGAGCCACCGUGCACAUUCGCCUAUUGGAUCAGAAUGACAACCCGCCUGUGCUGCAGGACUUCCAGAUUCUCUUCAACAACUAUGUGACCAAUAAGUCUAACAGCUUCCCCUCUGGGGUGAUUGGCAAGAUCCCAGCCUAUGACCCUGAUGUGUCCGACAGCCUGGCCUACACUUUUGUUCAGGGCAAUGAGUUGAACUUGCUACUCUUGGACUCUGCCACUGGGGAACUCAAACUCAGUCGAGAUCUGGACAACAACAGACCCCUGGAAGCGCUCAUGAAAGUGUCAGUCUCAGAUGGUGUUCACAGUGUCACAGCAGUCUGCGCCCUGAGGGUGACCAUCAUCACCGAUGACAUGCUGACCAACAGUAUCACUGUGCGACUGGAAAACAUGUCCCAGGAGAAGUUCCUCUCCCCGCUGCUCUCUCUCUUUGUGGAGGGUGUGGCGACGGUGCUGUCUACUACCAAGGAUGGCAUCUUCGUCUUCAACAUUCAAAACGAUACAGAUGUCAGCUCCAAUAUCCUGAAUGUAACCUUCUCCGCUUUACUUCCUGGUGGCAUUAGAAAUAAGUUCUUCCCCUCCGAGGACCUCCAGGAACAGAUCUACCUCAACAGGACACUACUGACCAUGAUCUCUAUGCAGCGGGUCCUGCCUUUUGACGACAAUAUCUGUUUGCGAGAGCCUUGUGAGAACUACAUGAAGUGUGUCUCGGUUUUGAAGUUUGACAGCUCUGCUCCAUUUAUUAGUUCAAACACCGUUUUGUUCCGACCCAUCCAUCCCAUCAAUGGUCUGAGGUGCCGGUGUCCCCCUGGUUUUACAGGCGACUAUUGUGAAACAGAGAUUGAUCUCUGCUACUCCAGUCCUUGUGGCAAUAAUGGGCUUUGUCGGAGCCGAGAAGGAGGCUACACUUGUGAAUGUUACGAGGACUACACUGGCGAGUAUUGCGAAGUGAAUGCCCGCUCUGGCCGCUGCGUGCCAGGAGUAUGUAAAAAUGGAGGAACCUGUGUUAAUCUGCUGGUAGGAGGUUUCAAAUGUGAGUGUCCCCCAGGAGAGUACGAGAGACCUUACUGUGAGAUGACAACAAGAAGUUUCCCUCCACAAUCGUUUGUCACCUUCAAAGGGUUAAGACAGCGCUUCCAUUUCACUGUUUCCCUCAUGUUUGCAACCAGAGACAGGAAUGCUCUGCUCCUCUACAAUGGACGUUUUAAUGAGAAACAUGAUUUUAUUGCUCUUGAGAUCAUUGAAGAACAGAUCCAACUAACAUUCUCUGCAGGGGAGACCACUACAACAGUUGCACCAUUUGUUCCAGGAGGGGUCAGUGAUGGACAGUGGCACUCCGUUCAGGUGCAGUACUACAACAAGCCCCACAUUGGCCGAUUAGGAAUUCCUCAUGGACCUUCAGGAGAGAAGGUGGCAGUAGUAACAGUGGAUGACUGUGACACUGCAGUGGCUGUGCGCUUCGGAAGUCUCAUUGGGAACUACACAUGUGCUGCCCAAGGAACUCAAAGUGGCUCAAAAAAAUCUUUGGACCUGACUGGACCUCUCCUGCUUGGGGGUGUCCCAAACUUGCCUGAAGAUUUCCCUGUGCACAACAGAGAGUUUAUUGGCUGUAUGAGGAACCUCUCCAUUGACAAUAAGCCAAUCGACAUGGCUAGUUUCAUAGCCAAUAAUGGCACUCUUGCAGGUUGUGCAGCUCAGAAGAACUACUGUGAUACUAACUGGUGUCAAAAUGGAGGCACAUGCAUGAAUAAAUGGAACACCUACACUUGUGAGUGCCCCCUGCGGUAUGGUGGGAAAAACUGUGAGCAAGUAAUGCCUUCUCCCCAGCGUUUCAGUGGUGAGAGCAUUAUUGUCUGGAGUGACCUUGAUAUUACUAUCUCUGUACCAUGGUACAUUGGACUCAUGUUCAGAACCCGGAAAGUUAAUGGCAUGUUAAUGCAAGCUAAUGCAGGAACUUCAUCCAAGAUCAACAUUCAGAUCUUGAACAACUAUGUGCAAUUUGAAGUUUACAACGGCCUGAACCAGGUUGCUAGUUUGAAGAUGACCCAGUCACGAGUCAGUGAUGGUGAAUGGCAUCAUUUGUUAAUAGAGUUAAAGAGUGCUAAAGAUGGCAAAGACAUCAAGUACCUGGCUGUUAUGUCCUUGGACUAUGGGAUGUAUCAGAGCACUGUGCAGAUUGGAAAUCAACUUCCUGGACUAAAAAUGAAAAGCAUCAUUGUGGGAGGUAUCUCUGGAGAUCAGGUCUCAGUGCAGCAGGGUUUUUAUGGCUGUAUGCAGGGAGUAAGAAUGGGGGAGACUUCUACAAAUGUAGCUACAUUGAACAUGAAACAGGCAACGAAGAUCAAUGUAAAGGAAGGCUGUGAAGUAGACAACCCUUGUGAUUCCAGUCCAUGUCCCCAACAAAGCUACUGCAUUGAUGACUGGGACAGCUACUCCUGUGUGUGUGACCCAGGGUACUUUGGGAAAGACUGUGUUGAUGUGUGUAACCUGAACCCAUGUGAGCAUGUCUCCACCUGUGUCCAUAAACCUAGCUCAUCCCAUGGGUACACCUGUGAAUGUGGACAAAGCUACUAUGGGCAAUACUGUGAGAGCAAAAUUGACUUGCCUUGUCCCAGAGGCUGGUGGGGAAAUCCCAUUUGUGGUCCAUGUAAUUGUGAGAUCAGUAAAGGAUUUGAUCCUGACUGCAAUAAGACUAAUGGAGAGUGUCAAUGUAAGAAAAACUACUACAGGCCACAAAGCAGUGACACCUGUUAUCCAUGUGACUGCUUCCCUUCUGGUUCUCAUACUCGCUCCUGUGACGUGGAGACAGGACAGUGUCCUUGUAAAUCUGGGGUGAUUGGGCGACAGUGUAACCGUUGUGACAACCCUUUUGCUGAGGUUACCAUUCAGGGCUGUGAAGUGAUUUACAAUGGGUGUCCCAAAGUAUUUGAAGCUGGCAUUUGGUGGCCACAGACCAAGUUUGGACAGCCAGCUGCUGUGCCAUGUCCCAAGGGAUCAGUGGGGAAUGCAGUUCGGCACUGUAAUAGUGAGAGAGGCUGGCUCCCUCCUGAACUUUUUAACUGUACCACCGUUAGCUUUGUGGACCUUAAAAUCAUGAAUGAAAAACUACAUCUCAAUGAGACCAAACUGGAUGGAGACAAGUCCAUACAGAUUGCUAAAGUGCUGCAGAAUGCCACCAAGUACACCAACUCCUUGUAUGGGAAUGAUGUGAGGACAGCGUACCUGCUCAUGAUCAGGGUACUGCAGUAUGAGAGCCAGCAGCAAGGGUUUGACCUAGCUGCGACAAGAGAUGCAGAAUUCAAUGAAAACCUCAUUAAAGUGGGUAGUGCCCUUCUGGACCCCAGCACCAAGGAGCACUGGGAGCAGAUCCAGCGAACAGAGGGUGGCACAUCCCACCUACUGAAACAUUAUGAGGAAUAUUUCAACAAUGUGGCCCAGAACAUGAAGAAAACAUACCUGAAACCUUUUGUCAUUAUUGCCACAAAUAUGAUUAUUGCUGUUGACAUCUUUGACAAGUCUAAUUUUACCGGCGCUCAAGUACCACGGUUUGACAGGGUUAAAGAAGAUUAUCCUAAAGAUUUGGAGUCAUCUGUUUUGUUCCCUGAUACCUUGUUCAGACCUUCAGAUAGAAAAGUGGCACCUACAAUGAAGCCGUCAAGCCAAAAAAUAUCCUCUAAGCCAGAUAACGGUGAGAAUGCACUUACAAAGAGAAAGAAGCGAAAUCCAGAUGAGUCUAACCAGUAUGCUGUUGCUAUGGUGAUUAUAUACCGAUCUCUAGGACACCUUUUACCUGAGCACUACGAUCCUGACAGAAGAAGCUUAAGGUUACCUAAUCGACCUAUCAUUAACACACCCAUUGUGAGCACCACCAUUCAUAGUGAUGGGGAACCUGUACCAAACCUACUGGAAAAGCCCAUUAUACUUGAAUAUGCCAUGCUGGAAACAGAGGAGAGGACUAAGCCAGUCUGUGUGUUCUGGAACCACUCAAUCAUGUAUAAUGGCGAGGUCCUUCCUCUGAAGAUAGUAACUUACACAACUGUAUCCAUCUCACUGGUGGCUUUGCUGAUGACCUUCAUACUGCUAGUUCUGAUCCGAACACUGCGUUCAAACCUGCACAGCAUUCACAAAAACCUGGUGGCUGCCCUUUUCUUCUCGGAAUUGGUCUUUCUUAUUGGAAUCAACCAGACAGAAAACCCGUUUGUGUGCACUGUGAUAGCCAUCCUCCUGCACUACUUCUACAUGAGCACCUUUGCGUGGAUGUUUGUAGAACAGCUCCACAUAUACCGCAUGCUGACUGAAGUGAGGAACAUCAAUUUUGGACAUAUGAGGUUCUACUAUGUCGUUGGCUGGGGGAUUCCUGCUGUUAUAACAGGUCUUGCUGUGGGUCUGGACCCACAGGGCUAUGGGAACCCUGACUUCUGCUGGCUCUCUGUUCAUGAUACCCUUAUUUGGAGUUUUGCAGGCCCUGUUGUGAUCGUUGUGGUCAUCAACACAGUCAUCUUCAUACUAGCAGUGAAAGCAUCAUGCAGACGAAGACAACGCUCAUUUGAAAGAACUGGAGUCAUCUCCGUGCUGCGAACUGCUUUCCUGCUCCUGCUGCUGAUCAGUGCCACGUGGUUACUGGGGUUGAUGGCAGUGAACAGUGAUGUCAUGACAUUCCAUUAUCUCUUUGCCAUCUUCAGCUGCUUACAAGGGAUCUUCAUUUUCUUCUUCCACUGCGUUUUUAAUAAAGAAGUCAGGAAGCACUUGAAGAACACUUUAACUGGAAAGAAACCCCUUCCAGAUGACUCUACUACAACAAGAGCUACAUUAUUAACCCGAUCUCUGAACUGUAACAACACAUAUAUAGAGGAGCCAAAUAUGUAUCGCACAAAUAUUGGUGAAUCCACAGUCUCCCUAGAGAGCACCAUCAGGUCAGCCAAGAGCCACAAUAGCUACCUUGCUUACAUUCUCAGGGAUGAGGCUGCUCAGAAGCUCAGUGGGUCCUCAAGCCAAGCAAGGGCAGGUCAGACAGAAGCAGAUUCCUCCAUUUUUCAUAGGAAUCCAUCAAAAUCCAAUGAGCAUGAUUCUGAUUCUGACAGCGAGUUGUCUCUUGAUGAACAUAGCAGCUCUUACGCUUCCUCCCAUUCAUCAGAGAGUGAGGAAGAUGGGAUUGAAACGGAGAAGAAAUGGAACACAACCACUUCCAAAAACAAUGAGCGUGGCCCAAUCCACAGCACUCCUAAAGUUGAUUCUAUAUCCAAUCAUGUGAAACCCUGUUGGCCCACAGAGUGCAAAACGACAAGUGAUGGGGAGGAUCCAGGUGGGAAGCAGAAACUGAAAGUGGAGACAAAGGUCAGUGUAGAGCUUCAUAGGGAAAAUCAAGUGAACCACAGCAAUGAAGCACCUCGAGAAACUGAGAACGAAGGGCAGCAGAAAGAGAACAAACCUCUACAACAGCAGAAUAACCAGCACCCGGAACAGAAGAAAGGCAUCUUGAAAAAUAAAGUCACCUACCCUCCCCCUCUGAUGGAUAAGAAUAUGAAGAAUCGAUUACGGGAAAAGUUAUCAGAUUAUAAUCAAACCACUGUCUCAUCCAGGACUGCUUCCUUAGGGACAAAUGAUGGGGUUCGUUCACCCUCUGACACUGGGGUGACAAUAAAAAAUCCGCGGAGGGAACAGUCUCGAGAUCAGCUGAAUGGAAUGGCCAUGAAUGUUCAUGUUGGAACAGUGAAUGCUGAGACCUCAGAUUCUGAAGGCAGUAAUGAAACUUCAAUUUGAAUCAUCAGGAAACAGUGAUGACUUUUCCACCUGGGGACUACUUGCUGUGAUGUCACUUCCUUGGUACCUCGGAUUUCACAGGAGAUGCUGCAUAUCGAGGAUGAGGAUGGUACUGCUUCCUCUGCUGUUACACAUUAUGGCAGACUUCUGACUGCUCAUACAUGAAACAUAAUACCCAAGACAUGCAUGAUAAGGCUACAUUGUGGUACAUUCAAUGGUUGUGUGAAUAUGUAACUGUGCCAAAAUGCAUGGAGACAUAACAGGGACUCAUUACGAUGGAUGAAUGAUUAGAAGAAGUGUUGACAGAGUCACAGCAACGCUGCAGGAACUGCUCUUGUCUGCAGCCCAUACUAAUGACUUAUACAAGGAGAACAAAUUGUGUUUACUACAGUGGACCUACAAUAAGUCAAAUUAUCAGCCUUAAGAAAAGCACUAGAAGAUGCCUCUUGGUGAGGUACAGUGUGAACCAUUCAGCUUCGUGAAACCCUAGAGAGAAGAAUAUCACACCAAGUGCCCUUCAGUAUCUAUGCCAGCAUCUUUACCAGCCUUUGAUGGACACAGUGUCUUAAAAAAAUGUCCUUUAUAUAUAAAUAUAUAAAUAUAAAAAAAUUGUAGAUAAUUUUAUAUAUUUUGUAUGGUGACUCUAAAGAAGGAAAAGUUCCUUUGUAUAUUUUACAUUUAUACUGAUAUUCUUCAUUUGAUGCUAGGAAAUCAAUGGAAAGAGCUCUUGAUUAUUUUUUUAUAUUAAAAAUUGCACAGUUGUACUUGAAUUUGGCAUUUGAUAAUGUAACUGAUGUUUGCAUCAAAGCCACCCUAAAAUGCAGUGCAGUUUUUAAAAUACUACAGUGAAAAGGUUGAAUCUAAAUUUAUAAAUAUAAUUUAUAGGCUUCUGUUUCCAGAUUAUGGAAUAUUUUAAGGAUGCAGUGUGUAUUUUUGAUAACCUCUACUAAAACCAACAAAAAUGUUCAUUUGUUUUUAAGGUGUUUUCGCCUCUUCUCCCAUAUUUUUUUAAUUGGUGUUUACAUUAAAAAGAACAGAAAUUGAAUUUCCCAGCUAAAAGAUAUUGUAUCAAUCAGUUCUGGUUUACAAUAUUUCCCUAUGCUUGUGUAAUUUACAUGCUAGUCACCUUUUGACUUAGCUUUUCAUCACAUUUUUCCUACUAAGCAACAAACCAGGGUCUUGUUGUGAGGACGCACUUGUGCAGUUCCCCCAUUGCACAAAUACUGUGUGAGGCUGACUGCUUUGUUUUACCUUUUAUUUUUCACUCUGAGUUAGCAUUUUGCCAGUUGGAGCAGAAACAUGAGUCUUUAGGAGAUCUGUGUUUCAUUUCUUAACUGUUUGGAAAAUUCCAGGCUAUCUUGUUGUUUUGCAAUACAAACACAAGUAUUAAACAAUUUCAUGUUUCAUGCACACUAAACAUAUCUUCACAAGUGUAAGAAACGUGUAGUGUCUGCCAGUCUCAUCUUUUUACAGUGUUUACAAAAAAAAAAAAAGAUUUGAAAAAGAGUUGUCCACAGUAAGUAUGUAGGGAAAUGUUUCUGUUAGCAGUUCCUUUUGGCUUGAAUAUAUGACUCAAAAUGAGUCCUUAAAAUUCCACUUGUGAAAAUGAUACAUUUGUUAUCUACCUUUUCUUUGUGUUAUGUAUUUCACACUGUAGUAAUUUUUCAUAGUGACCAUUUUGAGAAGUUAUUAGCUGUUCCUUUGUAUGAAUGUGCAUGUGAGGGAGAAUAAACAGAAACAAUACAUCAGGCUGGAUGAAAUGCAGGAAAUUAACAAAAAAAAGCAUAUACUGUAGUAAUAUUGGUUUUAUUAUAUCCUUAUGCAUUUUUAAAUCUACUUGAGGCCUUUGGAAAGGGGAAAGGAUACUGUCUCUUUAAAAAAUUAUGCAACAUACUGCAUGAAAUUUUCUGAUUGAAAAAAGUUUUUUAUGUUUUAAGUGUCUGUCACACUUGACUGUGUGCUCAGAUACCGUGUACAACCUGUGUUAAUCAUUUUGCAUCUGUGUAUGUAUAUUUUGCCCCCGUGAGAUGUAGUUAGUUUUUAUUUCAAUCAGAACUUUUUCAGUAAAUGUGUCAGUUGUAUUAAUGACAGAAAAAUUAAACCUAUUUUUAUGACUCGUUAAAACUUUUUAUGGCAGGUUAGACACUGGAGGUUUUUUUAACAAAAUGUGUAUUUAUUAAUGUGCAGAACACUGGAAUUGCAGCACAGAUAAAA